Molecule: messenger RNA, 1569 nt
Organism: Fragaria vesca subsp. vesca
Lineage: Eukaryota; Viridiplantae; Streptophyta; Magnoliopsida; Rosales; Rosaceae
Product: lysosomal Pro-X carboxypeptidase-like
Exons: 9
Coding region: 1-1569 (522 amino acids)
Biological process (GO): proteolysis
Molecular function (GO): serine-type exopeptidase activity; dipeptidyl-peptidase activity
Source: RefSeq, a predicted model, not a curated record
AUGGCCAGCAGAGGUCCAAGAAUCCAAGCUCUUGACCUCCCAUGGCUACUACAACUUAUUUUCCUCUUUUCAACCUUCAUGAUCAGUUCUUGUUAUUCUCCUCCCUUGAGAAAAAUACCGAGGCUCAGCAUCCUACAAAGACCUAUUACUUUUCGAAACCACAGCAACUCUGUUGCUGUCCGCCACCGUUUCCGGACAUACUUUUAUGCUCAAACACUAGACCACUUCAGCUACGAGCCAGCGAGUUAUACCACCUUUCUGCAGCGUUACAUGGUAAGCUCUAUGCAUUGGAGAGGUGCCCUUGCAGCCGCUCCUAUAUUCGUCUACCUUGGUGGGGAGGAGUCCUUGGAAGAAAGUAUCGGUUCCAUCGGAUUUCUCACCGACAAUGCGCAAAAAUUUGGUGCUCUAAUGGUAUAUUUAGAGCAUCGGUACUAUGGGAAAUCAAUUCCUUCUAGAGAUAACAUGCAAGAUAUAUACAAUACUACCAGUCUAGGAUACCUGAAUUCCGGCCAAGCUCUAGCCGAUUAUGCAGAUAUUAUACUACACUUGAAGAGGAAUUUAUCCGCCGAGGCUUCUCCAGUAAUUGUCAUUGGAGGCUCUUAUGGUGGAAUGCUUGCAGCAUGGUUUCGCCUCAAAUACCCGCACAUUGCUAUGGGGGCAUUGGCCUCUUCCGCCCCGCUUCUUUACUUCGAUGACAUUACACCAUCAGAUGGGUUUCAUUCUGUGGUCUCAGACAACUUCAGGGAAGCGAGUGAGAGUUGCUAUAAUACCAUAAAGAAAUCAUGGUCUGAGAUCGAUAGAAUGGUUCUGGACCAAGACAAUGGUCUUGACAUGCUCACUGAGAAAUUUCGAACUUGCGAACCUUUGGAGGAUGGAGAUGAACUCGAGCUAAAGACCUACUUGGAGAACCUAUAUAUCACUGCAUCUCAGUAUGAUGACCCUCCAACAUAUCCAGUCAGUCAGAUCUGCAACAGUAUUGAAGAAGCAGCAGCAAGAGGAGAUGAUACCAUUGAUCGAAUCGCCUCGGCUGUUAAUAAUUUAACUCGUCCAGGAGAGAAUAGUGGUCGAUGCUUGGAACUAAGUAGCGAACUUCGCCCAUCAGAUGAUACAGUUAAUGGUUUGAACUGGUUAUGGCAGGCAUGUACUGAACUACUAAUGCCAAUUGGUCGAGAAACAAACGAGACUAUGUUCCAGGCAGAACCAUUUGAUGUCGAUUCCUACAGUCGAAUGUGCCGCCAGCUAUAUCAAGGUUCCCGCCUGAGACCCAAUUGGAUCACAACCUAUUAUGGAGGGCAUCAUAUAAGGAUGACCUUGGAGAAGUUUGCCAGUAACAUCAUCUUCUCAAAUGGCCGCCGUGAUCCUUUUAGUGCUGCCGGGGUAUUGACAAAUAUAUCGCCCAGCGUAGUAGCCGUGACAACAUCUCAAGGUUCUCAUUGCUUGGACAUAUUGCCUGCAAGGAUAAACGAUCCCAGAUGGUUAGUUCUGCAGCGGAACAUAGAACUUGGGAUCAUCGCAGGAUGGAUUCGCAACUACUACAACGAUUUGCGUUUCUAUUCUACUGAAAAAUAA